Molecule: messenger RNA, 606 nt
Organism: Sparassis crispa
Lineage: Eukaryota; Fungi; Basidiomycota; Agaricomycetes; Polyporales; Sparassidaceae
Product: Xanthine phosphoribosyltransferase 1
Exons: 10
Coding region: 1-606 (201 amino acids)
Biological process (GO): hypoxanthine metabolic process; XMP salvage; IMP salvage
Cellular component (GO): cytoplasm
Molecular function (GO): hypoxanthine phosphoribosyltransferase activity
Source: RefSeq, a predicted model, not a curated record
AUGCCAGAACACUACCGCAUAACCUACAAUGAAAUCCACAAGCUCAUAUUCGAGGCCUCAAAAAAGAUCAAGGCGUUCAAACCCGAUAUGCUCAUUGCUAUAGGCGGAGGAGGAUUCUUCCCUGCCCGAGUUCUGCGGACAUUCCUGAAGGAUGAAACAACACAUCGAAACAUUCCUAUCCAUGCUAUCGGAUUGUCCCUCUACGAAUCCCUCCCAGGCACCACCGCUGAACAGAUUGGAUCCGAGGUCAUCCGCACACAGUGGCUUGGCCCCGAGUCAGGGAAGAUACUUCUUGGUAGAAGGGCCCUCAUCGUCGACGAGGUCGACGAUUCCCGCAAAACCCUUCAGUAUGCGAUUUCGGAGCUGCAGAAGGACGUAGAGCGCGAGCUGGCGGCACUUCCCGCGCACGAGCGCGAUGCGAAACGAACCGAGUUCGCCGUGUUUGUAGUACACAACAAACUGAAGCCAAAGCACGGGGAGCUGCCGUCAUCGAUCCCAUACUUCGUCGGGCAUGAGGUGGGCGACCUCUGGCUAGAUUAUCCGUGGGAAGCCAUCGACAUCGACGAGCACGAUCGGCUUGCGCGCGAGCAACACAAGACGGAGUAG